This is a messenger RNA of Malassezia vespertilionis, 633 nucleotides long. RefSeq lists its product as uncharacterized. Bases 1 to 633 code for a protein of 210 amino acids. The record is from RefSeq and is a predicted model, not a curated record. The transcript has a single exon. NCBI's taxonomy places the organism in Eukaryota, Fungi, Basidiomycota, Malasseziomycetes, Malasseziales, Malasseziaceae.
AUGAAUUUUUGCAUCUUGUUUCUUGCAGCACUCGCAGUUGCCAUCUGUCAGGCAGCUCCCGCAUCCAACACCAAGCACACGUACAACUGCACCGUGUACAGCAAGCACAAUCUCAAGUGGCACUCGUACGAAAACGGCGACUAUGGCUUCUUGUCCGUCUCGAAUCGCAAAGAUGACCAGGGUCGCCCAAUUCUGACCAAGAUCGACAAGAACGGGAGUCCUGCCAAUCCAGUCAAGUUUGUGCGCACCGUCUGCGAUCCACCGGAGGGUACAAAGGGAUACAUGGGCAUUGGGAAAGGUGCUAAGCCCAACGGUGCUACCUACGGUCAUCUCGCACUGGAAAGCGACCAGUCUAAGUGUGUCACAGCUACUGGCCUCGAGAAGAAGGGAAUCAACUUUGUGCUGGACAAGUGCCACAAGCAGAAUUCUGCCGUUCAGCUCAAGCAGUUCUUUGGCGAGUCGGUGAAUGGAAUCACACUUGGCUUCAUGGGGCAAAAGUACGCCAUGCAGGACAAGAACUAUGAGAUGCACUUUUCCGAUGAUUCGGCCAGCACGGUCGAAAUCGACUUUAUUGGCUCCAAGCAGCCAAACAGUACCAUUUACUUUUACUGGGAAAAGUUCCCCGACCAGUAG